AUGGGACUCGGCAUUGAUAUUCACGCGCAGGUCCUGGAGAUGGGCAUCAUUGUGCACUCGGUGGUGAUCGGGCUGGGCAUGGGAGCGUCGCAGAACGUGUGCACCAUCCGGCCGCUGGUGACGGCGAUGUGCUUCCACCAGCUCUUCGAGGGCAUGGGACUCGGCGGCUGCAUCCUACAGGCGGAGUACAACGCGAGGAUGAAGGUGGGGCUGGUGUUCUUCUUCUCCACGAUGACGUUGUUUGGGAUCGCGCUGGGGCUGGCGCUCACCAAGGUGUACAGGGAGAACAGCCCCACGGUGCUCAUUGUGGUGGGUUUGCUCAACGCGGCCUCGGCGGGGCUGCUUGUUUUCCUUAAGCUAGAAGACUGGGUGGCGCAGUGA
This is a messenger RNA of Zea mays, 381 nucleotides long. RefSeq names its product fe(2+) transport protein 1. Gene Ontology annotation, biological process: zinc ion transmembrane transport. Gene Ontology annotation, molecular function: zinc ion transmembrane transporter activity. The coding region runs from base 1 to 381 and encodes 126 amino acids. Gene Ontology annotation, cellular component: plasma membrane. Lineage: Eukaryota; Viridiplantae; Streptophyta; Magnoliopsida; Poales; Poaceae. The record is from RefSeq and is a predicted model, not a curated record. The transcript has a single exon.